Messenger RNA from Bombina bombina (fire-bellied toad), 1062 nucleotides. RefSeq names its product leucine--tRNA ligase, cytoplasmic. Gene Ontology annotation, biological process: leucyl-tRNA aminoacylation. Gene Ontology annotation, molecular function: ATP binding; leucine-tRNA ligase activity. Lineage: Eukaryota; Metazoa; Chordata; Amphibia; Anura; Bombinatoridae. The record is from RefSeq and is a predicted model, not a curated record.
GUUAUGCUCGUCCCUGGAUAUGAAGGCCAGAAGGUCCAAGAUGUUAAGAAACCUAUUCAGAAGAAAAUGGUUGAUAGUGGAGAAGCUGUGAUUUACAUGGAGCCAGAGAAGCAGGUUAUUUCCCGUUCAGCUGACGAGUGUGUGGUGGCAUUAUGUGAUCAGUGGUACUUGGAUUAUGGCGAAGUAAAUUGGAAGAAACAAACAACAGAAUGCUUGAAGAGUCUGGAAACAUUCUGCGAAGAGACUAGAAGAAAUUUUGAAGCAACUCUUGGGUGGCUGCAAGAACAUGCUUGUUCUAGGACUUAUGGCUUAGGUUCUCGGCUGCCUUGGGACAAUUAUUGGCUUAUUGAGUCCCUCUCUGAUUCUACAAUAUACAUGGCAUUUUACACAGUUUGUCAUCUACUUCAGGGGAAACAGCUUAAUGGUCAAGGGGAAUCUCCACUGGGUAUCAGGCCAGAGCAAAUGACCAAAGAAGUCUGGGAUUACAUAUUUUUCAAAAAUGCUCCAUUCCCUAAGACUACUAUCGGCAAGGAAAAGCUGGAUCAACUGAAGCAAGAGUUUGAGUAUUGGUAUCCUGUAGACUUGAGAGUAUCUGGCAAAGACCUUGUGCCAAACCAUCUGUCUUAUUAUCUCUACAACCAUGUAGCAAUGUGGCCUGAAGAUAGAGGUAAAUGGCCUGUCGCUGUCAGGGCAAAUGGGCAUCUGCUGCUGAAUUCUGAGAAGAUGUCCAAGUCUACAGGAAACUUCCUAACCUUAACUCAAGCAAUUGACAAGUUUUCUGCUGAUGGCAUGCGACUGGCUUUGGCUGAUGCUGGAGACACUGUGGAAGAUGCUAACUUUGUAGAAGCCAUGGCUGAUGCUGGAAUUUUGCGCUUGUAUACUUGGGUGGAGUGGGUCAAGGAAAUGCUCGCUAACUUUGACAGUCUAAGAAGUGGGACAAACCAAACCUUUAAUGACCGUGUCUUUGCAAGUGAAAUUAAUGCAGGGAUUGAAAAGACUGAGCAAAACUAUGAAAAAAUGAUGUUUAAGGAAGCACUAAAAACUGGAUUUUUUGAAUAUCAG